Zingiber officinale is the source of this 1572-nucleotide messenger RNA. Its product is annotated as fasciclin-like arabinogalactan protein 2. The transcript has a single exon. The record is from RefSeq and is a predicted model, not a curated record. Gene Ontology annotation, cellular component: plasma membrane. The coding region runs from base 91 to 1296 and encodes 401 amino acids. Lineage: Eukaryota; Viridiplantae; Streptophyta; Magnoliopsida; Zingiberales; Zingiberaceae.
UUAGCCCUUGUCGCCGGCUCCCCACUCAGUGCCCCAAACUCAGUGCCCCUUCUCUUCCUCGCCAGCGACGGUGAAGAAGCGGCAUUCACAAUGCGGAGAUCCCUCCCCACUCUCCUCGCCGUUGCCGUCGUGUUGAUUUUGGUGGUCGGCGAGGCUCCGUUGGCACGCGGCUACAACAUCACCAAGAUCCUAGCAGCUCACCCAGAGUUCUCCACCUUUAACCACUACCUCACCGUUACUAGGCUGGCAAACGAAAUCAACCGCCGGCAGACCAUUACCCUCCUUGCUGUGGAUAACUCCGGCAUGGCUGACCUCCUCGCGAAGCAUUUCUCUAUCCUCACCAUCCGAAACGUUCUUGCCCUCCACAUUCUCACUGAUUACUACGGGUCCAAGAAGCUCCAUCAGCUCACCCAUAGCUCCACCCUCGCCUCCUCCGUCUUCCAGUCCUCCGGCCGCGCCAUCGGCACCACCGGCUACAUCAACAUCACUGACCACCGCAAGGGUAGGGUCACCUUCUCCUCCGAGGACGCCGGUGGUGCGCCGCCAGUUUCCUUCGUCAAGUCCGUUAAAGAGAUGCCCUACGAUCUGUCCGUCCUCGAGGUGAGCUCCAUCAUGUCCUCUCCUGAGGCUGAGGCCCCCGUCGCGCCGCCGUCCCCAGUCAAUCUGACCGAGCUCAUGUCCCGGAAGGGCUGUCGCGCCUUCGCCGAUCUGCUCCUCGCCACGCCGGAUGUCCUCGAGAACUUCGAGUCCAACCUCAACGACGGGCUCACCGUCUUAUGCCCGAUCGACUCCGCGAUCAGAGCCUUCGCCGACAAAUACAAGAACCUCACCGCCCCGGGCAAAGCCUCCCUCCUCCUCUACCACGGCACACCCGCCUACUACUCGCCGCAGCUCCUCAAGUCCAGAAAAGGUGCCUUCCCCACCCUCGCCACCGACACCCACAACAAAAAGUACAAAUACACAGUGGCCAAAUCCGGCGACUCCAUCACCGUCAAAACCCACAUCGUGAGUGCCACCAUCACCUCCACGAUCAUCGAUCAGGACCCAGACGCCAUAUACGCCAUCGACAAGGUCCUUCAGCCGCAGGAGCUCUUCAAGCCCGAGGAUCCUGUCACACCCGCCUCGGCGCCCGCCGCCACCAAGAAGCACAAGCACGGCGCCGUGGAGGCAGCGGACGGCCCGGGUGCCACGUCGGACGAGGAGGCUUCGGACAAUGCAGCCUUCAGGGCCGGCGCAGCCGGGCGGUGGUUCACGGCCUCAGCGGCCGCCAUGGCGGUGCUGGUGCUCGCCGUGUAAUUAAUUAAGGUGUAUGCAUUCUGCUUUACUCUUUCGCUGUGUCAUAAAAUUUCCUUUUUCUUCUUUUUUUUUCUUCUGUAAUCUGAUGGUUUUGGGAGUGGGGAAUAAGUAAAGAAGGGGGAGAGAUACGCAUACCCUACAAUUAUACACAUGCUUAAUUAAUCGAGACCUAUCUCUCUUGAUUUGGGGGUUGUUUGGGUGGAUUUGAACUGUAGAUCGUGUGCUGUUAUUGAGACUCAUACAUUUAAUUUAAAUGUUUGUGGUUAUUAAUUUAAA